Messenger RNA from Scleropages formosus (Asian bonytongue), 3352 nucleotides. RefSeq names its product 5'-nucleotidase domain containing 2 (gene nt5dc2). The transcript has 14 exons. Bases 264 to 2099 code for a protein of 611 amino acids. Lineage: Eukaryota; Metazoa; Chordata; Actinopteri; Osteoglossiformes; Osteoglossidae. Gene Ontology annotation, molecular function: 5'-nucleotidase activity. The record is from RefSeq and is a predicted model, not a curated record.
ACAUCUUUUCGGCUGGUCGAACGCCCAACAGUGCACGGACGAAGAAGUCUUCUACCAUUGGACAGUUACACAGUCAAUCAAAGUCUUUCUUCUAUUUUAUUGGCUGAUCCUGGAAAAAGCCGCCAGUCGAUGCAUCACUGGCUGGUGUUAUGAUCGUUGCCUGCACUGUAGUGUUUGCGCACAAGGGGAGCGGAGGAGAAGGGAUGCGCAGCCCUGGCUUGUUUCGCUAGAUUAGCUUCAAGUUUUUAGGGUUACUUUUGAAAAUGUCAGGCGAGAAACUAUGGAAAGUGUGCCGUUCCCUGUGGCAGAAGAGCAGCACAGUAGCACCGUGGAGCUCUGCGAAAGUGCAGGCGUUCGCGUGCGGGAGUCUGGCGUCGCGAGGCUUGAACCCCGCGGACGCCUCCGGCGCUAAGUGCUGCAAAAACGGCGACUGCAACUCCGAGGCGAAUGCGAACGCGAGCGCGAGCGUAGCUCGCGUGUCCCCGUCCGUCCCCCCGCCCCCGUCCAGCCCGAACCACAGGCUGCAGGUGGUGGGCAAGAAGCGCGGGGAGGACUCGCUCGGCGUGUCCGGACGCUCCUACUCGUCCACGGCCCCCAAGGUCGACAGCAAGGCGUAUCUGUGGUCCCGCUACAACGAGAUGAAGAGGCUGGUGCACGACUUGAUCCCCCCCGGUGUGUGCAACCUCUUGAAUCCAUCAACCAUUUAUGCUAACAAUGAAGUCAACCUGGAUGAGGUGGACAUCUAUGGCUUUGACUAUGACUACACACUUGCUCUUUACUCAAGUGCGCUAGAUGCCAUGAUCUACAACAAAGCUAGAGAGUUUCUCAUCCAACACUACAAGUAUCCACAGGGCAUCAGCAGAUAUGAUUACAUACCCAACUUUGCAGCUCGUGGACUUCAUUAUGAUAUUCAGAAGGGUCUUUUGAUGAAGAUAGAUGCUUUCCAUUACAUUCAGCCAGGGACAGUGUACAGGGGUCUACGUCCAGUUCCAGAUGAGGAAGUCUUGCAGCUGUACGGAGGAACACACCACGUCCCUCUUCACCAAGUCAGUGGCUUCUAUGGCAAGGGCCCUAAAAUGAAGCAGUUCAUGGAUGUCUUUUCCCUGCCAGAGAUGACGCUGCUUGCUGUUGCCAAUGACUUUUUCAUUUCCAACGACAUCGAGUACGACCCCGUUCACCUCUACAAGGAUGUGUCGGAUGCUGUGGGGAUGGUGCACAUAAAAGGCUACAUGUACAAGUGGAUCAUGCAAGACCUGGAAAAGUACAUCAUUAGGGGAGAUGAAACAUAUGCUGUUCUUCAUCGCUUGGUCAGCAAUGGAAAGAAACUCUUUCUCAUCACCAACAGCCCCUUCAGCUUUGUGGAUAAAGGCAUGAAAUACAUGGUUGGAAAGGACUGGCGGGAAUUCUUUGACGUGAUCAUUGUUCAAGCUGACAAGCCCCACUUCUUCAAUGACUGCGUCAAGCCAUUCCGGCGUUUGGACAGUAAUGGUGACCUCCAGUGGGACAAAAUAAACAGUUUGGACAAGGGUCAAAUCUACAAACAAGGAAAUUUGUUUGAUUUCCUGAGGCUGACCGGUUGGAGGGGGUCCAAGGUGCUCUAUUUUGGGGACCACCUUUACAGUGACUUGGCAGAUUUGAUGCUUCGCCAUGGCUGGCGCACUGGUGCCAUUGUGCCAGAGCUGGAGAUGGAGACCAAGGUGGUGAACACAGAGCAGUACGCACAGAGCCUGACCUGGCUGCAGGCCCUCACCGGCCUCCUGGAGCGCAUGCAGAUGCAUCGGGAUCCAGAGUCCCAGAAGGUUCUCCAGGACUGGCUGAAAGAAAGGGAGGAACUUCGGGCUGUGACCAAGAAUCUGUUCAACCCCCAGUUUGGCAGCAUUUUUCGCACCUGCCACAACCCCACCUACUUCUCGCGACGCCUCUGCCGUUUCUCCGAUCUCUAUAUGGCGUCCAUCAGCUGCUUGCUGAACUAUGACCUUUCUUACACGUUUUACCCUCGGCGCACGCCACUGCAGCAUGAGGCUCCUCUGUGGAUGGACCAGCUGUGCACGGGCUGCAUGAAGACCCCUUUUUUGGAGGAGAUGACCCACAUCCGUUGACGGACUAGUGCUGGAACGCUGUGUACAUACCGUUUCAAACACUUACAAACUGAAACUGGACUCUAGUAGACCAUUGCUGCUCUUUGGGAUAUUCCUUUUGGACUUGGUGGUAUUUGACCUGAGCUGGGCAAGAUUACCUUCCAGUGGUGGUAAACAUGCUGAAAGGGUUCUCAUUAUUACAGUAUUUGCUUUUCUUAGGGCACAAUACAAACACCUUUGCUGAGGAAAUGCAGGGACUUUACCCCUUUUUUUCUGUUCAUCCAGUGAGUCAGAUUUAAACACUGUUGUUAUAGGACUAUUGAACCAAACCAAAACAAGAUUCCAGUUAUGGUUUUACAGUUACGCAGCUUUGUGUAAUAUGGCUUUAUUCUAAUCUUGUAGGUUCACAUUUUGACUUUUCUGUACCAGAAGCUUCUAGACAUUACUCCCAAGACAUUACUGUUCUAAGUAGGACCAGGUGGGAAAGUGUCACCAGUUGGGCUGAAGGUAGGUUGCUUGAUUCUGCAUGGUGAAUAUGCCAAAUGUAAGCAUGUAGAGAGCAGUGGGGAAGAGAUGUGUAGAGUUGUGCUGUUGCAGCAGUGAACCAAGAAGAGCUGCCCUGCUAUUGAACACUUAAGUGUUGUCUGAACUUGGCAGGGAUUUUAUCUGUAUACCAGGAAGUGUGCAAGAGAUUGUUCUCUCUUUGACUGCCACUGGUGAUUUAACAGGCUAAACAUGGUACUUUGAGAACAAGAGUUUUUUUUUUUUUCUCAGUUUAUUGUGGAGAAGAUCAAAGCUUUGGAAUCAGGAAGGUUUGCAAAUGCCAUGGUGACAAUAUUGAAAGCAUCCAGCUUUAAUAUCUUUUACAGUAUUACUAAAUCAGUUUGAAAUGCCAGCUACUACUGUAUAUCCUGGUCAUUAAAAAACAUUAAGUCCACUGAAAGCUCGAGAGGAUGAAGCGAUAACGCACAAGUAUACUAAUUUGUUUUCUUAAAUUUGUUAAAUGAACUGUGGCAGAUGUCUGCUGAGAUUUUAAAAUUAAUAAAGUUUUGUCUACUUCUGUCUUCUAAAACUACUUCCUCAACUAUAGGUUAAAUUGCAGUCACCGUAUGAAAUUACUGAUGGAAUUUCAGUACUAAAUACUGUACUUCUGGUACUUGGAGUCCUCCUGCAGUGGACUUCAUAAAAAACAGCAUUCUGACAGCCGGCUGCACACACUUGACUGGAUAAAACACUUCAGUGUAAAGAAUGGAAUAAUUUUUUUGGCACCCCCC